This is a messenger RNA of Didymodactylos carnosus, 417 nucleotides long. Lineage: Eukaryota; Metazoa; Rotifera; Eurotatoria; Philodinida; Philodinidae. The record is from the annotation of a GenBank genome assembly.
AUGAAUGAAUUAAGACGCGAAUUUUAUAUUCCGCAAGGCGUACUAUCCGCUACGGUGUUUAUGAGUGGUAUGGGUUACGGUAUAUUACAUGUCAACGGUGUAAACGUUGAUUCCUCGCGGCGUUUCGAUCCCGGAUGGACCACAUACACGCAACGCGUCCUGUACGUUUCGUACGAUAUAACUCAGUUUUUGACAGGCCCAUCCACGAACUGCAUCGGUGUACAAUUAGGACUUGGAUUUUACACGAACGAACAAUGGGGCGGAGGAGUUCCCGCACCACCACCAGAAGUAUUUGGUCCACCACCUCGACUGCUCCUACAAGUCAACAUUGUACUUAGCGAUCAUACAACGAUGAAUAUUAGCACCGAUACAACAUGGCUCGGUCGCGAAGGUCCCCAUCGCAAAGAUAGUGUGUGA